Molecule: messenger RNA, 1272 nt
Organism: Cebus imitator (Panamanian white-faced capuchin)
Lineage: Eukaryota; Metazoa; Chordata; Mammalia; Primates; Cebidae
Product: aldo-keto reductase family 1 member C4
Exons: 9
Coding region: 110-1081 (323 amino acids)
Biological process (GO): doxorubicin metabolic process; prostaglandin metabolic process; progesterone metabolic process
Cellular component (GO): cytosol
Molecular function (GO): androsterone dehydrogenase [NAD(P)+] activity; bile acid binding; ketosteroid monooxygenase activity
Source: RefSeq, a predicted model, not a curated record
ACAGCGGGCCGUGAGGCAUUGUCUGCCUGUUGUUUAUAUAACCUGUGAAUAUAAAUGCCGGAUGUUAACGAAGGAAACAGGAUCUGCUUAGUGAAGGAAGGGAUAUAAAAUGGAUCCCAAAUAUCCGCGUGUGGAGCUAAAUGAUGGUCACUUUAUGCCUGUACUGGGAUUUGGCACCUACGCACCUCCAGAGGUUCCUAGGAAUAGAGUUGUGGAGGUCACCAAAUUAGCAAUAGAAGCUGGUUUCCGCCAUUUUGAUUCUGCAUACAUUUACAAUAAUGAGGAGCAGGUUGGACUGGCUAUCCGAAGCAAGAUUGCAGACGGCAGUGUAAAGAGAGAAGACAUAUUCUAUACUUCAAAGCUUUGGUGCACUUUCCAUCGACCAGAGUUGGUCCAAUCAGCCUUGGAAAGCUCACUGAAAAAACUUCAGUUGGAUUAUGUUGACUUCUAUCUUAUUCAUUUCCCAGUGGCUCUCAAGCCAGGUGAGGACCUAAUGCCAAAAGAUGAAAAUGGAAAAGUAAUAUUCGACACAGUGGAUCUCUGUGCCACAUGGGAGGCCAUGGAGAAGUGUAAGGAGGCAGGAUUGGCCAAGUCCAUCGGGGUGUCCAACUUCAACCGCAGGCAGCUGGAGAUGAUCCUCAACAAGCCAGGGCUCAAGUACAAGCCCGUCUGCAACCAGGUGGAAUGUCAUCCUUAUCUCAACCAGAGCAAACUGCUGGAUUUCUGCAAGUCGAAAGACAUUGUUCUGGUUGCCCAUAGUGCUCUGGGAACCCAAAGACAUGAAAUAUGGGUGGAUCAGAACUCCCCAGUUCUUUUGGAGGACCCAGUUCUUUGUGCCUUGGCAAAAAAGCACAAGCGAUCCCCAGCCCUGAUUGCCCUGCGCUACCAGCUGCAGCGUGGGGUUGUGGUCCUGGCCAAGAGCUACAAUGAGCAGCGGAUCAGAGAGAACAUGCAGGUUUCUGAAUUCCAGUUGUCUUCAGCAGAUAUGAAAGUUCUAGAUGGCUUAAACAGAAAUUUUCGAUAUGUUACCUUAGAUUAUCUUGCAGGCCACCCUAAUUAUCCAUUUUCAGGUGAAUAUUAACAUGGAGGGCUUUGCAUGACAUCUAGCAGAAGGCUGCCUGUGGAUGGUGAUGCAGAGAACGUCUCUAUGCUGGUGACUGGACAUACCACCUCUGUCUAAAUCCAUCCUGCUUAGCAACUUCAGUUAGCUAGAAGAUAUAAAUCCAUAGACCAGAAAGUAAAGACAAUAAAUUUCUAUCAUCUUCAAAUAAU